This is a messenger RNA of Pyrus x bretschneideri (Chinese white pear), 2659 nucleotides long. RefSeq names its product zinc finger CCCH domain-containing protein 46-like. NCBI's taxonomy places the organism in Eukaryota, Viridiplantae, Streptophyta, Magnoliopsida, Rosales, Rosaceae. Bases 202 to 2286 code for a protein of 694 amino acids. The transcript has 8 exons. Gene Ontology annotation, molecular function: RNA binding; metal ion binding. The record is from RefSeq and is a predicted model, not a curated record.
AAUUAAACUUUGAAGUAGAUCUGAAAUCUACCACUCCCCUCCGUCCCCCUCAAAAAUAGAUUCCUAUCAUUCGAGAAAGACACGGAGAGGGAGGAGAGAGACUUUCCAACUCCCUACUUAACACUUCAAACCCUACUCAAAAACCAAUUUUCUCACCCCAUUCUUUCUUCUGGAGAAGGAAAUCCCUCCCCGGAAAACCCAAUGGGUUCCUAUGAACUUACAAACGUACUCUUCUCGAAGAUCAAAACUUUAGACCCAGAAAAUGCUAUCAAAAUCAUGGGUUAUCUUCUCAUUCAGGAUUUCGCCGAGAAGGAUUUGAUUCGUUUGGCGUAUGGUCCGGAGACCAUUUUGCACUCGCUGAUUCUGAGGGCUAAAAUCCAGUUGGGACUUUUGGCAAACAGUUCGUCUGUAUCGUCCACUCCUUCGUCUCCCUCACCGUUAAACCCCAUAGCCAGACCAACCAACGGCAACCCAUUUUCUCAGUCCUCUCCUAGAAUACCAAACGGCUUUGACUUUGGAAAAAACCCUUCUUCGCCCUCUUCGAAUUCCUGGCCGCUUUCUGGCUUUCCAAGCAACUCUGUUAGCCCAAAGGCAAGCCCUUUACUCUCUUAUGAUAAUAUCCGGGCCGGGUCCUUUUCCCUUCCAGUACAUUCACACCAGUUCAGUAAGGAUGGUGGUGGUGGUGGUGGUGAUGUUUGGCCGGGAAGUGACCUCAUUGAGGAGCACCAACUCAACGAGUACCUCUCCUUUCUCGACGAGUCCUCUUCCUCGUCGAGGCCGGAGGAUUUCAUUGAUCCCAGGCUCGAAUUGGGGCAUGGGCUUCCUGAUUGGGCUCAUUCGGUUAACAGUGGCGACACCCAUUUCCACAGAAGGAGCUAUUCGGCCAGCGACGCGUGUCUCGGGUCUCUCGGGUCCGAGGACCCUGCUUUGGGAGUUGGGUUCAAGCCAUGUCUUUACUUUGCUAGAGGGUUUUGCAAGAAUGGAAGCAAUUGCAAGUUUGUGCAUGGCGGUUUUGCUGAUUCCGAUGGUUCUGGUGCCAUUGUGGGGUCUCCCACUAAUCUCGACGGUUUCGAACAGCACGAGGAGAUGAUGAGGUUGAAAGUCCAGCAACAGAGAGUAGCUGCUGCCUCUCAGUUUAUGGCUGGAGCGUCCCCUUCUUCGUACAAUAAGUGCAUGAAUUUCCUUUUGCAACAGCAGAAUGAUCCUCAGAGAGUUGCGGCAAUGAUGAUGGGGGAAGAACUUUACAAGUUUGGGCGGUGUCGGCCUGAUAGAAAUGAACUUUUAGCAAUGGCUUCUGUGGAAAAGGCAAGCUCGGCUUCAAGACAGAUCUACUUGACAUUCCCAGCUGAGAGCACUUUCAGAGAUGAAGAUGUUUCUGAAUACUUCAGCAAGUUUGGGCCAGUGCAAGAUGUAAGGAUCCCAUACCAGCAGAAGCGAAUGUUUGGGUUCGUAACAUUUGUCUACCCCGAAACUGUCAGGCUUAUAUUGUCCAAAGGAAACCCUCAUUUUAUAUGUGAUUCACGUGUGCUUGUGAAGCCCUACAAGGAGAAGGGAAAAAUCCUGGAUAAGAGGCAACAGCAACAACAGCAUUUAGAGAGGGGAGAAUUUUCACCAUGUUUGAGCCCAGGUGGUCUUGAUUCCAGGGAUCCCUAUGAUCUCCCACUGGGGGGAAGAAUGUUCUACAAUACACAGGAGAUGUUAUUGAGAAGAAAAUUGGAGGAGCAGGUUGAACUGCAGCAAGCCAUUGAGCUACAAGGUAGAAGACUCAUGAGUCUGCAGCUCCCGGACUGGAAGAAUGAUCGCUUACCCCAUCAUCACCGCAGUUUAUCUGUUGGUGCUCACGGUCCUCCUUUGAGCCCUUAUUCUCAUGCUCAGAUCAAUCAAAAUAUCCUUCCAUUUGACAGCAUUGAACAAGAAGUUGCAGAAGACCACAGUGAUACUCCAGCUGCCUCAAUCUCUGUGACUGGUGCAGUUGCUGAGCUGCAGCAGCAGCUUCAGAUGGAAGAUAAUUUAGCUUUCACUCACAACAACGUCAAUGGCAAUGGAAAUGGAAAUGGCAAGGACAAGGAGCAAGGCCCGAACCUGGAUGCCCCUAAUCUUCAUAAAAGUGUAGAGCAGGUCCUGCCUGAUAGCCUCUUUGCUUCUCCUACAACCUCUGCUGGAGACCAUCUCUCUGCCUUGUCAACUGCUGUACCCAAAGUUAAUGAUACUGCCUUUACUACUGAAAACAACACAUCAUCAUCGUCGUCAUCAGUCAAUGCUGCUGGCUUCAUUGCUUCUCAUUAGUAAUGCUGAUUGACACUGCUACUGCUAGGGAAAGUAGAGAAGCAUAUAAAAGGAAGAAAACUCAUCUAGAAGAUGUAUAGCUGCUGAAUUAUACCUACAUGAAAGACUAAGAGUAGAUCCAUAGAGAAGGAAGAUCUCAACGAGGUCUCGCUUGCCACCACCCCCGAUACAUACUGCUAACCGAAAAGAAAAUACAUAUUUCAUAGGUAAGGAGAAAUGAAAUUACGAACGAGAGUAGGACUGAUCGAUCUCUUUUGCUACUUUGUCUACCCUCCCUUGUGUAGUCUAGACUCGAGAGCAGAACAAGAAGGAUUGUAACUUGUAUUUAUACAGAAUAACUUUUCUUUUAUCUUACUAUGUUUUCUGAGGUUAA